AUGGAUUAGAGUUAAAAUAAAUACAAGCAAUACAACGAUUAUUAAAUAAUCGCAACAUUAGGAAAAGGACAAUUUGGAUUGUAGUUUCAAUUAACUAUAUUUUAGAGUAAAAUUAGGUGAGAGGAAUGGAUAAAGAGUGGCAAUUAAGUUCUUCCUAAGAAAUGAUGAUAACCCUUAUACCAUUAGAAUGUUUGCUAAUGAAAUCAAUAUUCUCAAACAACUAGAUCAUCCUAACAUUACCAAUAUGAUAGAUUUCAAUUAAGCAUUUCCAUAUAAAGUAUAUUUUCAUUAAUAUUUUAAAAGAAAUAGAAUGGAAAGAUCGAACAACAAAUAUGCAUUAUAUUAGAAUAUGCUGAAAAUGGAGAACUUUAUGAGUAUAUUGCAAGAUUUGGAAAAUUAAAUCCAGAGAUUUGUAGAUUUUACUUCAAAUAAUUAUUAUCUGUUCUGAUAUAUAUAACAAACAAAGGAAUUUGUCAUAGAGAUUUGAAAUUGGACAAUAUCUUACUAGAUCAAUAAUUUAAUCUCAAAGUUGCUGACUUUGGAUUAGGCAAAGUUUAGGAAGCAGCAUUGUUAAAAACUUAUUGUGGAUCUUAAUGUAUUAUUGUUAUUACAUUAAGCAUAUAUGGCUCCAGAAAUAACCAAAAACCAUGAAUAUAAUGGAAACAAAGCAGACAUUUUUUCUGCUGGUGUAAUUUUAUUUAUUCUUUAUACUGGAUCACCACCAUUUGAAUCUACCUUUGCUAAUGAUAGUUUGUUCCAAUAUUUUGAAAAUAAUAGAUAGAAUGAAUUUUGGAUAAAAUAGAAGAGAAUUUAUCAAAAGAUUCCUGACCUUAUCACAGAUGAUUUCAUGUACAUACAUAUGUUUAUUAUAAAUUAAUAGAAGUCUUAUUAAUGGAAUGUUGGCUCCGAAUCCCAACCAAAGAUUUACUUUAGAUUAAUGUAUGUAACAUCCAUGGACUAAUGGACCAACCGCAACAUUAGAAUAAAUUUAAAACGAAUUCAGAUAAAAAAAAAAUAUAGUUCAAAUUUAAACAUAACAUCAAGUGAAUAGAAAUAUUGACUUACAAACACCUAUUGGUGAUUUUAGAUGCAGCUCUGAGCAAAGAAUUUAGAAAGACUACUCAGAUAUAAUAGAAAAAUAUUAAUUGACUUUUGCUAAUAGAGUACUAAUCAAAAGUAUAGAUAUUGUAUUGACAAAUGAAUUUGUUCUCUAUCAAGAUCCAAAGAUUAUAUUCUGUUAAAUAAUCAAAAAAAUUAUGGAAUUCUAGCCCAAUGAGAUGAAAAUCCAUGAGUCAAAAUACAAAGUAUAUUCUAUUUUUAUUGUAGAUUAACGUUGAAAUUUCAGAUGAAAAUCUAAAGUUUUCAGUUUAGAUUUUAAAUUGUGAUAACAAAAUGUUUAAAGUGAAAUUCAUCAAUUAAUUAGGAAAUUAUAUUUAAUUCAAAUUAAUGAUUUCAAGAAUAAGAGAUAAUUUAUUGCAGAUGAAUUAAUGA
Molecule: messenger RNA, 1491 nt
Organism: Paramecium pentaurelia
Lineage: Eukaryota; Ciliophora; Oligohymenophorea; Peniculida; Parameciidae
Source: the annotation of a GenBank genome assembly